Drosophila willistoni is the source of this 945-nucleotide messenger RNA. RefSeq lists its product as uncharacterized. Bases 74 to 934 code for a protein of 286 amino acids. Gene Ontology annotation, molecular function: myosin light chain binding. The transcript is spliced from 2 exons. NCBI's taxonomy places the organism in Eukaryota, Metazoa, Arthropoda, Insecta, Diptera, Drosophilidae. The record is from RefSeq and is a predicted model, not a curated record. Gene Ontology annotation, biological process: spermatogenesis.
ACCGGCUCCCCCAAGUCCCCACAUUCCCUGGGUAGACACAUAAGUAACUUUCACUUUAGAAGGCCGAAAGACAAUGUCAUAUAAAAGAUUCUAUUUGCGUUUGGAACUCCAAUUGCAUGCGUUAACCUGCCCGGGAGUUUGGCUCUGUUCGCACGGCUACUUGGAGGCAACCAUUAAGACAUUGGGCUACUAUUUUCGUACUGGUGCCAUGGAGCCUCGUUUUCCGAUGCUUUGCCAUGAUCAAUUCACCAUGGAGGGCUACUUUAAGGGUGUCAGUUCGAUGGCGGAUAUGCAGGAACUCCUACGCUCUGAGAGACUGGAGAUAACUCUAUGGCAAAAUGGACGUAGAUUGGCCUAUUUCGUUGGGUGUUUGUCGGAUGUGAUGCAUCCAACGUUUCCGCGACUAACUUGCGAGCAUAGCGCAAAUGUUCAGCUACUGAUGAAGGCGACACCAGCAUUUCCUGGGAUCUUGGCACCGAAAGUAGAGCUCUCCGCCCAGAUGAGUAGUCAGAAAGGCACUUGUCCCUCCUGCAGCCCAAUGCGGGAGAGAAUUGAGAUUGAGCGACUGGCACCCAAUCGUCAUGUGGAGAGCCAAUGUUUGAGCCAAUUGGAGUUGCCGGCAAGAAAGCAACAAACUGUCUGUCAUGCCAAGAGAUCAAAUUGUUCCCUAGGAUACAGUUACUCGCCGCUGAGGACGACACGGAAGAGUUGUAGCAACAGUCAGAGUGAGGCAGUAACUACUACCAGCAAGCGAAGGCUUUCGACUUGCUCCGCCAGCACACAAUUGAGUAGUCUAAGUGGAAUAUCCUCCACGACCUGCUCCUCCUCCCCUUCAACGAACUGCACCCAUGCAUCAUUCUCGUUGUGGGAGGCAGACGAUCAUCAAAGUAACUGUGACAUAUGCCAGGCUUAUAGACGCAUGUUUUUACAUUAAAAGAUGCUACC